GCCAUCUCUCCUUCCGUCCAACGCCGUCAAACACCUGGCUGCGGCGACGUGCUCAUCUUAACUUGUUCGCACAGGUCUGCGUUAUUACUCUUACGCAGACCCCCACCGUUUCUUUCAAAUUCAAGUGCGGCCUGUUCGGCGUUUGCGAGUGUCAAGUAUAUAUAUAUUCUGGAUUUUGGACACGUUUCCGCCUAAACGAUCGAAAGGACUACACGCAAAGUCGAGGUUACAGACAUUUAGGAGGAGCAGAGAGUAUUGUGCGCACGUUAAUUUAUUUCCGUACGGGCCAAGAAAUUCUUACACAAUCCGGACACAAUACGGAAACUCGUUUCCCCCCUGUGCUCUCUCCAUUCUACACAACACUUUGCUCUCUACAACAUCUGGCCACUCGUUGCUGACGCCUCAUAGCACGGAUCACCUUGUUCGCGCAGGAAGCGAUAUACCCUCUUUCAAGCUUCCAAACAUAAGAAUCAUUACGCGAUACCUAUUACCUAUACCUUUAUAGUGCGAACAACCGCGAAAACUUCAACACAGGAUGGUGACGACGUGUCCGUCGGACAACACACAAAUAGAGGACCAGACAUCGUUCUGGGAUUCAAAUGGAUUACAUUGGGAUGCACAUCGGAUAGGCUGGGCAAUUUCGGGCGGGUGUGCUGUACUGACUGUCAUAAUUUCCAUCUUCUCCGUCCUUUCCCAUUGUCGGAACUAUACCGUACCUGCGGAACAACGUCAAAUAAUCCGAAUAUUGUAUAUGCCGCCCGUCUACGCGAUCAUUUCCUUCUUUUCGUAUCGAUACUUCCGCAGUUAUACUUACUAUGAACUCAUUGAAGUUGUUUACGAGGCAGUGACGCUCUCGGCGUUCAUGCUUCUAAUCAUUGAAUAUGUCGCAAGCACUGCGUCUGACCAUUCCGCGCGGAAUGCGCUCGAGCGGAAAGAUAAGCGGAAGCUACCUAUUCCACUUUGUUGCUGGAGGUAUAGACCUACGAAAGCGUACUUCCUGUAUACAAUGAAGUGGCUCGUAAUGCAAUACGUUGUUGUCCGUCCAUUGGUAUCAAUAGCAGCAAUCAUUUGUCAAGCAUUCAACAUUCUUUGCGAGAACGAAGGACUGACGCACUUCGAGUUUGCCUAUCCGUACAUCGCAAUUGUCGACUUCAUUAGCAUUUCUCUGGCGCUGUACGGACUGUUCGUAUUCUACGGACUCACCAAGGAUGAGCUUGAGGGCCAACGACCACUUGCAAAGUUCUUGUGCAUUAAGCUCAUCGUGAUGUUUACGUUCUAUCAGACCUUCGUUUUCGAUGCUCUGGAGGGACGUGUCAUUCAUGAUACUCCUUACUGGACGGAGACGAACAUCGCUGAUGGGUUAAACGCGCUUGCUAUCUGUAUCGAGAUGGUGUUCUUCGCACUUGCAAUGAUGUGGUCCUACCCAACAACGACCUACAAGCAAGAAGGCGUACGUACAGGUAUCGGACGUCCACUCUGGGACAGCAUAAACUUCUCUGACUUCGCCGCCGAGAUCUGGGGCUCACUCAAAUUCUUCAUCGAUUACAUGCGUGGCAGGCCUGGUACAAGGACGCAGAAGAUGAACAUGGCACAAGCGUUCGGCGUGGAGGGUUCAGAUAACACUCCUAAAUAUGAUAGCAAGUCCUCAGGAAUUGGCUUCGCAGGAGUAGGAGGAAGUGCAGCGGCACGGAAUCCGUACAACACAUCUGACUACAACGUGUCAGGUCAGAAUGGCGCGGCAUAUACCCCACCUCAAGUGUAUGGUCAGGGAAGUAAUGCAUAUCCAGGUCACGAGGGAAACAGCAUCGACCAGUAUGGCGAGGACGUGAGGUUGACGACGUUUACUCCGCGGAAUGGGAGUUCGACUGUAGUAGGUCGGUUCUCGGAUGAGACGGACGGGUCUUCGUAUCCCCAGGCACCGUUACCAUAUACUUCCCCGCAGUCAAGAUACGGUCCUGGGACGGGGAGGCCGCCGUUUUAGGACCGGUGGGGUCGAUAUUGAUGUUGUAGCGUAUACUCGUACAUACUUACUGACCUUUUAUUAUCCCUCCCUUACUUGCUUCUUACAUACCCCGCCUUUCCUUUGUGUUGGUUCUGUCCCCGUUUUCCUUGAACUACGUAAUUUAUCAACCAUCGUAGGACUUUCUCGUUUCUUAUUGGUUAGUACCCUUUGUAACACUCCUUACAACUGUAUCUAAUGGACUGGAAGUGGAUGUGCA
Fomitiporia mediterranea MF3/22 is the source of this 2219-nucleotide messenger RNA. RefSeq names its product DUF300-domain-containing protein. Gene Ontology annotation, biological process: transport. The record is from RefSeq and is a predicted model, not a curated record. NCBI's taxonomy places the organism in Eukaryota, Fungi, Basidiomycota, Agaricomycetes, Hymenochaetales, Hymenochaetaceae. The coding region runs from base 536 to 1981 and encodes 481 amino acids. The transcript is spliced from 17 exons. Gene Ontology annotation, molecular function: transporter activity.